Messenger RNA from Malania oleifera, 1200 nucleotides. RefSeq names its product pterin-4-alpha-carbinolamine dehydratase 2, mitochondrial. The record is from RefSeq and is a predicted model, not a curated record. Gene Ontology annotation, cellular component: mitochondrion. Gene Ontology annotation, molecular function: 4-alpha-hydroxytetrahydrobiopterin dehydratase activity. Bases 72 to 785 code for a protein of 237 amino acids. Gene Ontology annotation, biological process: tetrahydrobiopterin biosynthetic process. NCBI's taxonomy places the organism in Eukaryota, Viridiplantae, Streptophyta, Magnoliopsida, Santalales, Ximeniaceae. The transcript has 7 exons.
GAAUCGAAAAUAUUCAAGUUGAAAAGUCAAGUUCAAAGUUCAAACGCAAAAUGACUCAAUGAGGCGUAAACAUGACGUCAAUUUUGCAAUGCCAGCAGCGCGGUAUCCAGUAUGAACUGAUGGGUAGAGAUCGAGUGUGGCGCGAAACGGGUGCCUACAGGUUCGCAGUUCCCAGUUUUAUCGCCGAAGAGAGAAGCAGUCAUACUCUUCUGGAUUUAUCCAUGACCGCCCCCAUGCUGCAGAUUCGUCUCCUUCCACUCUCCAAAUCUCUGGUGCCUCUGACAUCACUGUUGCGAAACCAGUUUGGAGCUCAUGGACGCUCCAGUACUCAAGUAAGUGGUAUUCUUGGGGAGCAUUUGGAGGUAUCAUCAUAUAGGAACUCACCUUGUGGAUUUAGAACCUUUUGUACCAACAAAGAUUUGUCAAUUAAGAAGUGUGUACCUUGCAAUUCAAAGGACCUGCGGCCCAUGACUAAACAGGCGGCAGAUGAACUAAUUUUGAAGGUACCUGGGUGGAAUUUGGUGGACGAAGGUGGCUCACUGAAGCUGAGCCAAUCGUUGAAAGUGAAGAGUUUCAUCAAAGGAUUGGAGUUAUUUCAGCUUGUCGCUGAAGUGGCAGAGGCAGAAGGUCACCAUCCAGAUCUUCACCUUGUUGGUUGGAACAAUAUUAUAAUUGAGAUAUGGACACAUGCAAUUGGUGGACUUACGGAAAAUGACUUCAUACUCGCUGCUAAGAUCAACAGGGUUCAGCUGAAACACCUGCUGAGGCACAAAGUCACCCCUUGAUCAGUCAAUAUAAAUAUGGCACCUGUGUAAGAACAGUGUUUAGCCCAUAGGAAAUAAGAGAUUUUUUUGGGUGUGGUUUAAGUUACAUGUCUUUCCUGAUGAUUGUGCCUAGAGAUGUCCUACUUGCCCAUGUCUUGGUUCCUGAAAAUUUUCUGCAUAGAUUGCGUAACUACCAAUUCUGCAGUCAAGCUUUCACCAAACAUUUUCUAGGUGUAUUAUAUGCUUUGCUGCUGUGGGAGUCAGAAAUAUGCUCCUUUUUUUUUUUUUACCAACUCUGGGUAGAUUGUUCUCUCCAGCUAUUCUGUGGCUUACCCAGAUUGACAUGCUCAGGCAGGUACACAUGAAUGUCUGCUCUUUGGUAACGGGGGCAUAUUUGGUUUGCAAAAUAAAAUGUAGAACAGGAAUAAAAUAAAAA